CACACUAGAAAUGUUGAUUCCAUUGGUCGUGUUUACAUUAUCAUUAGUGUUAUUUUAUUUUUUGAUUGUUUUGAAACAAUCACAAUUAAAUGCCAACAAUAAUACUCAAUAAAUAAUUGGUAUUAUGUUUAUCUGACGAGAAAAUAAUUAGCUGAGUGGUACGAGUAGAUGGUUUUACAUUUAAUAUCGAUGUUUUGAUAGCGAAAUAAUAAAAAGGUAAUGAAAGCACUUUGUUACGGCUCUAAAUUAAUAGCUGGCUAUUAUGUUGACCGUAAACCUGAAUUGGCAAAACGUUAUGCUAUAGCUAGUUCACGCAUAUCAGGAGCCCGUGCAACACUACGUUUAAUUGAUGAUAUACCCAUGAUACAAUAUGCAUUGGAAUAUGGCUGGGGACAAAAUGAAAGUGAUCGUACUAUGGCUGUGCUGGGUGUAACAGCCAAUAUAAUAGAUCUGUUAUAUUAUCCGGUGGAGAAACUAUGCUGGUUGUCGGAGCAUAAAAUAAUUGAUUUAAAAAACGCCGAUUAUUGGGAUAAUGUGAAUACAGUUUUUUGGGUAAUAGGAGUCUAUUUAAAUCUAAUGCGUACGUUGCGCAAUUUUGGUAUAAAUCAACAAAAAAUUAAUCAAAUUAAGGAUCCCAAAAAAUCUCCUGAAGAUGAGCUUAAAAUUAAAAAGCAGCGACUCGAAAUCCUAUCUUUAAUAAGAUUAUCCUUAGAUUUCGUGCAUGCCGCCAGCUAUUUACCCAGAGGUUAUUUAUGGGGUGGCAAAUUAUCUACAUUCCAAAUUGGUGCUGUUGGCACUUUGUCUGCCGGUAUAGGAAUUUAUCAAAUUUUUGCGAAACGGAAGCUAAACAAAUAAAAUUUAUGUAUUUGUGUCUCAUCAGUUUUGAUUAAAACCUGAUUUUUUCUUUUGUUAUUUGUAUUUUGUAAAAUGUGUGUAUUUGUAUUUUAAGCUAGUCAGAAUAAUAUUUAUACAUACUCUAUAUUAUUUUUGAAAAAUGUUGUAAACAAAAAAAAGAUAAAAUAAGCAAUAUUUACAUUAAACAAAUUCUUGCUUUUAGUUUUAAGUUUUUAUCGUGUUAAUGGAACAAACGUCACCGAAAUUUAAAAAAAAUAUAAAUAAAAUGCUACUAUUUUUGAAAUAAAA
This is a messenger RNA of Calliphora vicina (urban bluebottle blowfly), 1143 nucleotides long. RefSeq names its product Peroxin 11c (gene Pex11c). Gene Ontology annotation, cellular component: peroxisomal membrane. Gene Ontology annotation, biological process: peroxisome fission. NCBI's taxonomy places the organism in Eukaryota, Metazoa, Arthropoda, Insecta, Diptera, Calliphoridae. The transcript has 5 exons. The record is from RefSeq and is a predicted model, not a curated record. Bases 220 to 855 code for a protein of 211 amino acids.